Messenger RNA from Branchiostoma floridae (Florida lancelet), 1138 nucleotides. RefSeq lists its product as uncharacterized. The transcript has 5 exons. Lineage: Eukaryota; Metazoa; Chordata; Leptocardii; Amphioxiformes; Branchiostomatidae. The record is from RefSeq and is a predicted model, not a curated record. The coding region runs from base 19 to 906 and encodes 295 amino acids.
CCCUCAGAAUCAGCUGGGAUGUUCGGCGGGGUGUUCAAAGGUCUGUUCGGCGGCGACGGCAAAAGCGUGGCGGAAAAGGAAUCCGCACAUACCAUCAUGGCAACCGGGAAGGGGAAGAUGGCGAAAAUGGAAGCAGAACAAAACAUCAGAGCGACUCAAGGCAGCGUCCUGUCGAGAAAAGAAGCGGAGCACGGCAUCCUGGCAUCUCGGGGAGGAAGUCUGGCGAAGAAGGAGGCAGAACAUGGCAUCAUGGCGAGCCAGUUGAAAACAAUUUCGGAAAAAGAAGCCGAACAUAGCAUGAUGGCAAGCAUGGGGCAAAAACAGCCAGAAUCAACAGGAGUCUUGGGCGGGCUGUUCGGUGGUAUUUUCGGCGGCGGCGACGGAAAGAGCCAGGCGGAGAAGGAGGCCGAGCACAGCAUCAUGGCGAGUCAAGGGCACGCCGAUGCAGAACCAGGUUUCCUGUCAGGGUUGUUUUCCUGGAAUUCAGCGCCCGCUGACCGUAAGAAUAAGGGUCGACGAGAGUCCAUCCUUGGAUCGCUGGGAUUCGACGACUCGUCGUGUUCGUCAUCGUCAUCGGAUGACGAGGACGGCAUCAUGACGUCACUGUUCUCGGCGGUGGGGCUGGGCGGCGGGAAUGACACUACGCGCAGGAAACAUGGACAUGGCGGCCAUCAGAAACAAAGGGGACGGCAGGGCUCGGACGCUAUGAAGUCAGCGUGGGCAAAACGAGAGAGGGCUGGUGGAGCUAAGAAAGGGGGAGAAUCUUCCAUCUUUGGCUUUCUCGGUUUUGGAGGAGAGAGCGACGCUCGUCAGAGUAAGCACAGUCAUCGUCACAAGGGAAGGCCGCCUAACGCAGCGGCGUCACCCCAGCUUCCCUCCAUCUUUUCAGCAUUUCAACCAAAAUAAGGCGAUGGAGCAAAAGGGACACUGUGACAAUGUCGUGCUCGUCUUCAGUGGGAACUGACUUCACAAUGUUUAUAUGAAUUGAAAAGUAUCCUGAUAGAUUAACCUUUUGUCUGAAAAGAUACUCCUUGCCUGUGUACACGUUAAAAGUAGGAGAAAUACCCUUAACACUUUUCGACCGUUGGAAUGAAUGGUGAAAUCGUGCAGUUGGUGAAGAAAUUACAGCACAUCCUCC